Molecule: messenger RNA, 4937 nt
Organism: Gallus gallus (chicken)
Lineage: Eukaryota; Metazoa; Chordata; Aves; Galliformes; Phasianidae
Gene: SMC1B
Product: structural maintenance of chromosomes 1B
Exons: 25
Coding region: 136-3867 (1243 amino acids)
Biological process (GO): sister chromatid cohesion
Cellular component (GO): cohesin complex; nucleus; chromosome
Molecular function (GO): DNA binding; ATP hydrolysis activity; ATP binding
Source: RefSeq, a predicted model, not a curated record
GGGCUUCAGCGUUCCACCUGACGCUGAGGGCUUUUUUCCUCCCUGUGCCCCCUUCCAGAAGACAAACCAUUAAAAAAAAAAAAAAAAAAAUACUCGGUGGUUUAAAAUUUGUGUGAGGCUGAAGUUUGAAGGGGAAUGGCCUCCGCACCCACUGCCACAGGGCUGGGCUACCUGAAGCUGCUGAUGGUGAAGGACUUCAAGUCCUGGCGUGGGGAGCAGCUUAUCGGCCCCUUCAUGAGAUUCAACUGCAUAAUUGGGCCCAAUGGAUCAGGAAAAUCUAACAUAAUGGAUGCUGUUAGUUUUGUGCUGUGUGAAAAGAUAUCUAAUUUACGAGUUAAAAGUGUUCGAGAACUAAUUCACGGAGCACAUGUUGGAAAACCAGUUUCUUCUACAGCAAGUGUAAAGAUAGUAUACUGUGAAGAAGAUGGGGAAGAAAAAACAUUUUCAAGAGUUAUCCGUGAUGGUUGUUCAGAAUAUAUUUUCAAUGAUAAAUCUAUUACCCGGUCUGCUUACAUAUCUGAGCUUGAAAAAAUAGGCAUACUUGUCAAAGCUAGGAAUUGUCUUAUUUUUCAGGGAACAGUAGAGUCAAUUGCAAUGAAGAAGCCGAAAGAAAGAACUCAACUUUUUGAACAAAUCAGUAAUUCAUGGCAAUAUGCUGAGGAAUAUGAAAGGAAAAAGAAAAAAAUGCAGCAAGCAGAGGAGGAUGCACACUUUAAUUAUAACAAGAAAAAAAAUAUUGCAGCAGAACGCAAGCAAGCGAAGGUAGAGAAGGAGGAGGCAGAGCAUUACCAGAUGCUUGUCAGAGAACUGAAUGCAAACAGGGUACAGCUUCAACUUUUCCAGCUCUAUCACAAUGAAAGAAGCAUUGAAUCUCUGAAAGAGAGUUUGGAUGAAAAGAAUAUGGAGGCUAGGAUCAAGAAAGACUCCCUUUCUACAGCAGAAGAUACCUUCAGAGCAAAGAAAAAGGUGCUUGGUGUACUAAACAGAGACCAGCAACAGAUGGAAAGAGAAAUGAAGACUCUUCAGGCAUCCCUGAUUCAGCAGAAAGCCCUCUAUAUAAAAGCGAAAGAAAAUACUUCCUACCAAAUCAAGAAAGUAGAAAUGUCUAAAAGAUCUCUAAGGGACAAGGAGAAAUACUGUGAUAAGGAAAAACAGAACAUAAAAGAACUAGAGAUGGAAUUGCAUGAUACCGAGAAGGCAUGGAGAGAAUUUGAGAAGGAAGCUGAAGAGGAGAUAUUGCUGAGAGUAGAACGUGUUGAGCUGAGAGAGCGUCAGCUGGAGCGCUAUAAAGAACUGAAGGAAAUAGCAAGAAGGAAAGUAGCUACACUAACGCAGCAGCUAGGUAAACUUCGUUGGGAACAAAAAGCAGAUGAAGAAAGGAUGAAACUUUAUCAGAGGAAGAAAAAAGAAGUUAAGGAAACCAUUGUACAGACUGUGGAACAGAUAGAGGAGUAUAAAAAACGAGUAGAGAAGUUGGAAGAAUAUACCAAGAAAUGCACUGAGUCACUGGAAGAAGAAAAAAAGAAGGAGGAAAUGCUAGCUAAGGAAAUAGAGAAUUCAACAACACGAAUAGCUGAAGUGAAUGAAGAAUUGAACAAAAUAGUUGGUGAACUACAGAAUGCCAGAAUUGAUUACCAUGAGGGAAAGCGUCAGCAAAUGAGAGCAGAGAUUGUUGAAAGUCUUAAAAGACUGUAUCCAGAUUCUGUGUUUGGAAGAUUGCUUGACCUGUGCCAUCCUAUUCAUAAGAAAUAUCAGCUUGCUGUUACCAAAGUAUUCAGCAAAUAUAUGACUGCUAUUGUUGUUGCCACUGAAAAAACAGCAAGAGAUUGCAUUCAGUUCCUAAAACAAGAACGAGCUGAACCUGAAACAUUCCUUGCUUUGGAUUACCUUGAGGUCAAGCCCAUCAACGAGAGGUUAAGAGAGAUAAAAGGAGCUAAAAUGAUUGUGGAUGUUGUGCAAACUCCAUUUGCUCCAUUGAAAAGAGUGAUUCAGUUUGUGAGUGGGAAUGGCUUGGUCUGUGACACAGUUAAAGAAGCAAGACAAAUAGCAUUUGAGGGACCAGUGAGAUUGAAGACGGUGGCACUUGAUGGAACAUUAUUUCUGAAAUCUGGAGUGAUUUCUGGAGGAUCUAGUGAUUUAAGAGUUAAAGCUAGAUGUUGGGAUGAUAAAGAGAUAAAUAGAAUGAAAGAAAGAAGAGAUGCAUUGAUUACCGAGCUGAAGGACUUAAUGAAGAUCAAACGCAAGGAGGCUGAUUUGAAACAGUUGCAAGCUCAAUGCCAUGGAACUCAGACACGACUUAAAUAUUCACAGAGUGAAUUAGAUCUUAUUAAAAAGAAACAUCUUCCUAAUGUCUAUAUGGAAAAGUCAAAGCUGGAAAGUGAACUAGUAAAUACUGAGUCUCAGCAUGAUAUGAUAAAGGAAGGAGUAGUACAAAGAAAAUUAAAAAUAGAAGAAUUUCAGAAGCAGAUUAAUGAGGCUGAAGAUGCCGUUUUCCAGGAAUUCUGUGAAGAAAUUGGCAUUGAAAAUAUACGUGUGUAUGAACAAGAACACGUGAGAAGACAAGAAGAGAUUGAUAAGAGAAGAUUGGAGUUUGAAAAUCAGAAGACGCGACUAAGUGUUCAGCUGGAAUAUAAUCGUGAGCAUCUACAGAAACUAACAGAUGCAGUCAGCAAGUUAAGGGAUACCAUUCAUAAAGAUGAAUCUGAGAUUGCAGGACUACAGAAGGAUGAGGAAAAGCAUCUAAAAAGGGUGAACGAAAUUGAAGAGGAGGAGCAGCAUCUUAAAGAUAGAUUAAGUGCUCAGAAAUCUGAGAUUAUGAAAACCCAAAGUGAAGCAGAUGAGUUGAGAAAAACGCUUUUAACUCUUAAUAGGGAGGCUGCAAAAUUACAAAAGGAAGCUGCAGCUAUAGAAGCUUCUCUGGAAGAUAAGAGAUUAAGAAGACAUAAUAUGCUUCUAGAAUGCAAGGUGCAGGACUUGAAAAUACGUCUCCUGUUUGGAUCGUUGGAUGACAUCAGUGAAGUAGAGCUAGGAACUGAAACAGAAGACACUCAGACUACAGGUAUCUAUGAAAGAGAAGAGGCAAUUAAAAUAGACUACAGUAGCCUACCUAAAGACCUGAAGGACCUAGAGUCUGAUAAAGAGAUAGAGGCUCAUCUGAACCAGAUGCAGCAGGAAAUAAAAUCUAAAGAGAGUAUCUUAAUGAAGACAGCUGUUCCAAACCUGAGAGCAGUAGAGAAGUUACAGAUAGCUCGGAACAAAUUCCAGGAAUCAAUGGAAGCUUUUGAGGCCAGCAGAAAGGAGGCCAGAAUAUCCAAGCAAGAAUUUGAAGAGGUGAAAAAAAGGAGAUAUGAACUUUUUAGCCAGUGCUUUGAGCAUGCGUCCAUAGUUAUUGAUCAGGUCUACAAGAAACUUUGCAGAAACAGUAGUGCUCAGGCAUUCCUUAGUCCUGAGAAUCCUGAGGAGCCUUAUCUGGAAGGCAUAGGCUUUAAUUGUGUGGCACCUGGAAAGCGCUUUAUGCCAAUGGACAGUUUGUCAGGAGGAGAAAAAACUGUGGCUGCUCUGGCUCUGAUAUUUGCUGUACACAGUUUUCGGCCUGCACCAUUUUUUAUUUUAGAUGAGAUAGAUGCUGCCCUGGAUAACACAAACAUUGAUAAAGUAUCAAUUUUCAUUAGGGAACAGGCACAUAAACAGUUUCAAAUGGUUGUUAUUUCCCUAAAGGAAGAGUUUUAUUCCAAAGCAGAUGCAUUGAUUGGAGUGUGUCCAGAGCAUGAUGACUAUAUGUUUAGUCGAGUACUGACUUUGGAUCUUACCCAGUAUCCAGAGGAUGAAGAAGCAGCAGAGAAUCACAAACGUACUUCUUUAGAAUAAAACAUGGAUGGAUUCAGGGCCAGGCGGCAGGUAGAACUGUGUUUACAGCUGACUGUUAAAAAUCUGAGUUUGAAUUGUGGCCAUUAGUGGUUAAUAGAUACAUAUUUACCUUUAAAAAAAAAAAAAAAAGCAUUUUCUUCAAGUAUUUGCUUGUUUGUUCUGUUGCCUUGAGAUGAAUGAUAAAAACACCAUUACUGAGCAUAAGACCUGUGUUUUUUUUAUGAGAAGAGAUAUGUUUAGUUGUAUCUCCAGUGCAUGCUAACACUGGAUUGAUCUCGAGACCUUUACAGUCUCUUUUUUUAUGUUGCAGCUGCCUCUGUUUACAUUCAGGUGAGAUUAUUUACUUUUUUGAAAAAAAAAAGCAAACAAACAAGAUACUGGAAUAUGGCUGUUGCUUUCUCUGACUUUUGCAAUGACUGUCAUACAUCCGUUGUCCACUGUAGCAUUAUGAAAAUAGUCAACUUUACAAAAGCUCAGCUCAUCCAGGUUUGAUGUACCCUGGAAGAAAUUCCCAAGGCAUUUUCCCCCAUACAAAAUGGGGAAGAAUAAAACAGGUGUGAGGCAGCUGCCAGACGAGUAACAGCCUUAGAAAAAAAAGCAUCUUCUAUUAGUUUGCAGUUGAGAAGACUUAAUAUGUAGGUGGCUCAGUGCAUUCCAGGUGGAUGACUGUGCUUCAUCUAAGAAGGAUAAUGAAGUUGGUUACAGAACAUAGUUUGAGGUCUAGAAUCUCUUAAUCUGGCCUAUGUUGCACAUUGGUGUUUACUGAUGAGCUUUAUCUGGUUUGUGCUCGCUCCUGAUUAUUUCUUGUAUUCAUAUACCAGCUUCCUGCAGUCUACUAUGGCUGUUAAAUACUUAGACCUUGUGAUGUGUUGCUAAUACAGUGCCUGUUGCACACAACAGUUGAGUUUACUACAUAAGGAAGGAAUGACCUAUGCAAACAGUAGAUAGAGUGUUCAUAGGGAGAACACAACAGUGACAUAAAUGUACCCACCCAGCUGUAGACAAAGGUUUAUCGAAUAGUUGUAUUGUAGCCCCAUGCCAUUAAAUAAAGUUAUUUACUCUGAACAUAA